Molecule: messenger RNA, 3120 nt
Organism: Lolium rigidum
Lineage: Eukaryota; Viridiplantae; Streptophyta; Magnoliopsida; Poales; Poaceae
Product: sister chromatid cohesion protein PDS5 homolog C
Exons: 14
Coding region: 287-2833 (848 amino acids)
Biological process (GO): DNA repair; mitotic sister chromatid cohesion
Cellular component (GO): nucleus; chromatin
Source: RefSeq, a predicted model, not a curated record
CACCGCACCCAAAUCGCGUCUCGUCGUGGAAAGGGAGCGGGGCGUUGGGAGCUAUACACAACGAACAAAUCUCUCUCGUCACCACCACCACCACCACCGUCACCGUCCACCGCCACCCCGCUCUCGCUGUCGUCCCCCACCGCUCAUCGCGUCGGAGGGACGCCCAGCCCUUCCCCCACCGCCCCAUCCACUCCGCCGCAGGGGGAAACCCUAGCGGCUUUAGAUCUCCGACCCAGCGCUCCGAUCCGGGCGGCUACCGCCCCGAUUCGGCGUUCUGGCGCCUGAAAUGGCGGCGGAGGUGCCCAACACCGAGCUCGAGGAGCAGCUCAAGGAUAUCGGGACCCGCCUCCAGGAGGCGCCCGACGACUCCCAAGGCCUGCUCAAGCUCCUCGACGAGGUCGAGAUACAUCUGCUGAAGGUGGAGCAAUCACCGCCGAAGAGCACGUUCGUUGCCAUUCGCCCAGUGAUGACUGCACUGGUCAGGGGAGACCUGCUGGCUCACCCUGACGCUGAUGUCAGGCUUGCGAUAGCAUCCUGCAUAUCUGAGGUCACAAGGAUCACUGCACCUGAGGCUCCCUAUGAGGAUGCUGUGAUGAAGAACGUGUUCUCUGUAAUUGUGGAGGCCUUCCGGACCUUAAACGAUAUUGAGAGCCCUUCCUUUGGGAAAAGGGCUUCAAUUCUUGAAACCGUGGCAAAGGUCCGCUCAUGUGUGCUCAUGUUAGAUCUUGAGUUGGAUGAGAUGAUCCGGGAAAUGUUCAGAGACCUCUUCACAACUAUGUCAUUGGACCUCCCAGAAAAUGUCAUGUCAUCUAUGGCGACAACACUGAAACUGAUAGUAGAAGAGAGUGAGGAAAUACAGGCAAACCUUGCAUCAUUUCUUCUCCAAAAGGCUAGAAAAGAAGAGAAGGAGAUAUCUCCAGCAUCUUUUGAACUUGCAGAGAGGGUGCUAAGCAUCUGUGACAAGGAGAAAAUGAAACCUGUAUUCCUGAAGUUACUUCAAGAUCAAGGCACUGCCUUGGAUGAAUACAGCAACAAUUUAACCUUGGUUUGUCAAUACGUAAAGGUGGAAGUUGACAAUGCUGAUGAAGUUGACAAUGCUGAUGAAGUUGACAAUGCUGAUGAAGUUGACAAUGCUGAUCAAGUCGACAAUGCUGAUCAAGUUGACAAUGCUGAUCAAGUCGACAAUGCUGAUCAAGUCGACAAUGCUGAUCAAGUCGACAAUGCUGAUCCUCCUGUGAAGGACACGGUGGAUGAUGGCAAACUUUCUGAAAGGACUAUUUCUGAUGAAUUACCCCAGGAAUCUUCCAAACUGGAGGAAGAUGUCAACCGUCCUGAACAAGAUGGUACUCCGCUUGAUAAUGGUGAGGCUAAUCAAGGACCACCUUCACCAAAAGAGAAGCCUGAACAGUCUCGCAAUACUGAAAACACAAAAGAUGUUGAGCAGUUGAAAUCUGGUAGCAAUGAAGGUACAGAAUCUCCUGAUGCAAAGCCCAAGGAGUCAUCUGAUGUUGAUUCAGACGAAGACCUAAAGCUCAAACCCUGCAAGUCUGUGGCAACUCUGCACUCUAAUGUUGAUGUUGACAAAGAGUUAUCUGCAGACAAAAAGGCAGUUAAUGGAGUAGCUGUUAACGCAGCAAAGCCUGACGAGAGCACACCUGAUGUAGUUAAGCCAAAACGAGGCCGGCCUCCUGGACUGAAGUCAUUGGAGAAGAAGGCUGCUAGAAACAACCAGGCUUCUGGUUUAGCUUCAAAGAAGACCGAGGAGGCUACUGAUUCAGCUGGAAAGUUAAACAAACGAUCAGCUAAGAGUAAUGUCAAAUCUUCCGCCAGAAAGGCGGGUGAAGGAGAAUCAUCAAAGAAGCAGCAAAAGCUCAGCUUGAAACAGCCAAAGGAUGAAACCCUCUCAGAGGAAGACACUGCCAAAGAUCUGACUCUAAAGGAAAUGGUCUCUCCCAAGUCUCUGACCAAGGGUUCAGGCAGAACCAAGGUUCAAAGUGGGGAGAAUAGUGAGCUGAAGAGGAAACGUGAACAAGAUACUGAGGAGACUCCUCGUGCAAGGAAAAACAAAGGUCUGGACGCUAGCCUAGUUGGUGCAAGGAUCAGAGUCUGGUGGCCAGAUGAUGAGAUGUAUUACAAGGGUGUUGUUGACUCAUUCGACACUAAUUCAAAAAGGCACAAGGUUGCGUAUGAUGAUGGAGAUGUAGAGGUACUAUUGCUUAGGGAUGAAAAAUGGGAUUUCAUCAGUGAGACUGAGGAACAAAGCAAAACUCCUGUUGUGCCAUCUGAGACGCGGCGUGGCAGGAAAGGGAGAGGAACCUCGGUGCAGCCAGUGAAGGAAGAAAAAACAGAAACACCUAAAAGUGAAGGAGGGGAGCUUCCAAAGAAAAGGGGCCGUCCUAAAGGUUGGCGUCCAAACAAUGCUGGAACACCGUCUUCUGCAACUGCAAGUAAAUCUAAGGGGAAAACUGCUAUCAAGGAGGCCAAAGGGACACCUAAAACUGGAGGUGAUCUUAAGCAGGAAGGUGAAAAGGGUGCCAAAGACAAAGCCACUCGAUCAGCUGACAAGCCAAAGGGUGAUUUGGCUAAAGACAGCAGCAACCAGAGUGGCAGCAAACCAAAGGAAGUUGGUAGCAAGGGAAAGGAUUCAAAAGAUGAAAGCAAAUCUGCUGAUGCACCUGUGAGAGGUAGGCCUGGUCGGAAACCAAAAUCUCCUGCGACUCCUGUGGCUGGUGGUGGAUCUUCUGUGAAAGAGAAGCGGAAGGAGAAAGAAGAGGAGGCACCUGAAAUGGAGCAGGAAGCAUCAACUGGAAAGAAGCGCAGGAGGAAGGCUUAAACUUUGCUGGCCCGUGUACAUCUCUUGUAAAUGGGUUUGCUCUCUCUUAGUCUCAUUAUCGGUGUUUGGACAUUGCGCCGUGUAUGGAUUGUAACUCCUUGGUCGUCGGUUACCUAUUGAAUUGUGUGCUGAUUGGGCAUCAUGUUGUAGCUAGGUAGCUGUAGCCAGAAAAAUUUCAGUAGCUGUAAUGUUAGGCGUAACUUGUUGUUGGAUGUUAAUGUUGUGUCAGAUGCUGUUGUAGCCAGUUUAUUGAUGUUCUAUUAUAUAUAGGCUAUUUUAUCAUUAAA